This is a messenger RNA of Miscanthus lutarioriparius, 300 nucleotides long. Lineage: Eukaryota; Viridiplantae; Streptophyta; Magnoliopsida; Poales; Poaceae. The record is from the annotation of a GenBank genome assembly.
AUGGGUUUUUUCGGGUUGUAUCAAGGUGCUAGCAAUCACGAGGAGCUGCAUAAUUUGAUGAAAGCAACUGUCAUGAUCCGUAGGUUGAAGAAAGAUGUCCUUUCACAGUUGCCUGUUAAACGUAGACAACAGUUGGAGACUUUGAAGAUCAAAAUUGACUCCUCUGACUCCAAAGAGAUGAUCGACUCUCUCAGAUUUGCUUACCAGAAUAUUGUCAAUAAGAUCUAUACUGAUUCAGCUGUAGCCAAAAUUCCAGCUGUGUUGGAUUUCCUGGGUACUACGAUUGAGGUGAUCACCUGA